AUGGUAAGUCAAUCCUUCCAGCUGCGUGGAAGAUUCAUAGCGCGUUUGAGCCGACCCUUUCUCUUGGAUGCUGAAUACUCGGAUCAAGAUUGGGUCGCUCGGCUCGAGCUUGGCACGACUUUGGAAAUGGUAGACCAUGAAGAUGACGUUCGGCACUCGCACCCAAAAGUGCAAGAGUUGCGAAACCUCAGCAAGUGGAGCGAUGGCCAUGUCUGCAUAAGCCCCGAGCAACAUAGGAACCUUAUUGCUGGUUUUAAAAAUCAGGUCGACUGGAUACCUCUCUCAACGGGCUCUAUUCACCCAACUCGAGGUCGCACGUUAGCAAUCGCACAAGCUUGUGGGGGAUCCCAAUCUUUCAACCCCGUAAACUCCCUGCGCAUUCUCGGAGAACAGAUGCGUAUGCUCGCCAUCCCAAACCAGAGCUCGAUACCCAUAUCUUAUAAACAGUUUACCGACGAGGAUACGGACGAAGGGCGUAGCAGGCUUAUGCCUGGUGGCAACAGAGACAGGUUAGUUCACUGCAUGGAAGAGUUUGUAAAGUACACAUUGGUGGUGCGGCCACAUUCUGAUCUUUUCGGUGAUCGAUACAGCAAGAGAGAACAAAGGAGAAUCAAGGAGGAGAAAACCAAACCUUUAAAUGGGAAGAGCCAUAUAUCUUUGACCAAUAUGUAA
Molecule: messenger RNA, 672 nt
Organism: Bipolaris oryzae ATCC 44560
Lineage: Eukaryota; Fungi; Ascomycota; Dothideomycetes; Pleosporales; Pleosporaceae
Exons: 4
Coding region: 1-672 (223 amino acids)
Molecular function (GO): oxidoreductase activity
Source: RefSeq, a predicted model, not a curated record